Molecule: messenger RNA, 1035 nt
Organism: Meloidogyne enterolobii
Lineage: Eukaryota; Metazoa; Nematoda; Chromadorea; Rhabditida; Meloidogynidae
Source: the annotation of a GenBank genome assembly
AUGCAAACAUUUCUUUACAAACUUGUUGGAGUUUUUUCUGAAUAUUUUAAAGAUGUUGAGGAAGAAUCUGUUAAAGACAAUUUUGUUAUAAUUUAUGAAUUGCUAGAUGAAAUGAUGGAUUUUGGUUAUCCUCAAGUUACUGAAGGAAGAAUAUUGAGAGAGUAUAUAACACAAGAAGGAUAUAAAUUGGAAAAGAGCCAAAUACGUCCUCCAAUGGCUGUUACUAAUGCGGUAUCGUGGCGUUCUGAGGGUAUUAAACACAGGAAAAAUGAAGUAUUUUUGGAUGUUAUUGAAUCGUUAAAUUUGCUGGCAAAUGCAAAUGGUGUUGUUUUACAAAGUGAAAUAAUUGGUUCAGUUAAAAUGCGUGUAUUUCUAACUGGAAUGCCUGAACUUCGUUUAGGAUUAAAUGAUAAAGUUCAAUUUGAGAAUACUGGAAGAGGUAGAAGCAAAACAGUUGAAUUAGAAGAUAUUAAAUUUCAUCAAUGUGUUCGUCUGUCAAGAUUUGAAAAUGAUCGUACAAUUAGCUUCGUUCCACCAGAUGGAGAAUUUGAGUUGAUGAGUUAUAGGUUGAGCACAGUUGUUAAACCUUUGAUUUGGAUUGAAACUGUAAUUGAACGCUUUUCACAUUCACGUAUUGAAUAUAUGAUUAAGGCAAAAUCCCAAUUUAAACGUCGUUCAACAGCCAAUAAUGUAGAAAUUAUUAUACCAGCACCGCGUGAUGCAGACACUCCUCGAUUUAAAGCAGCAAUAGGGCAUUGCCGUUACGUCCCAGAAGAAACUGCUUUUAUUUGGAAUAUUAAAAGUUUCCCAGGCGGUAAAGAAUACUUAAUGAGAGCACAAUUUAAAUUGCCAAGUGUUGUCAGUGAAGAGGCUGAAAGAAAGCCGCCAGUCAAAAUUAGAUUUGAAAUUCCUUAUUUUACUACAUCUGGAAUUCAGGUCCGCUAUCUAAAAAUUAUUGAAAAGAGUGGAUAUCAGGCACUUCCAUGGGUUCGUUACAUUACAACAAAUGGAGAUUAUCAAUUACGAAUUCCAUAA